AUGGAGUACUACGCCAUUUUCAUACCCAACAACACGUCCAACUUCGCGAUCAAAAGCUUCUACAACAAUAAAAUCGAAGCACUGGGUGCAUUGAAGCUGCACAAAGAUGCCCGAAUGAAAGCAUUUUCCACGAGCGAAGAAGCGGUCUACUUUUACCUGCAUGGACCAUCUGAGGGAGCGGCUACUGUUGGUGGUGGUGCUGCUCUAGCAGCACCCGGUAGUCCGAUACCGACCGCCGAGCGUAAGGUACCGAAGUCACCAUUCGUCGCCCCAUCGAGCCAGAAGCUGGUAGCGUUCCGGAAGCUAAUCGAAGCCAACAACAUCGAAGAAGUGCGCACAAUGGUUCAGCAAAAUCCACGCUAUCUUAUCAGCUCAGGUGACACACCAACCAUCCUUAAGGAGGGCCCCCGGUACAACGCCCUGCACAUCACAGCUAUUGAAGGACGGAGCGACAUAUGCCGACUGAUACUGCAAACGAUAGAGAAUCCAGCCUACAUUGAGCUGCUGCACGGACAACGCACAUCCUCGACCGAUGAGGUUACUGCCAUACUGCUCGACCUGUAUCUAAACACACCGGAUAAAUGCCGGAACGAAACGCCACUCCAUUUUGCCGCCAAACUGGGCUGGGUGGAUGUAGUGAAGGAACUGAUUGCCUUCCCGCAGUGCCAGGUGAAGCCAAACGCGGACGGGUUGUAUCCGCGGGAAAUUAUCUGCAGCCGGGCCAAGCAAGCUAACAACACGAUCGAAAUACGGGAUGCUAUCUACGCGCUGUUGAAGGAAAACUUUUUUGUUCCGGUGAUUCGCACGGAAGACAACAGCAUACCGCCCACCGUGGGUGAACCGUUCUCACCGACCGGACUGCCCAAGCUGGAUGAAUCGAGGGACAAAUUGAACGCCCGUCGGGAAAUUAAAGCGUACGCUGGUCCGAUGGAUCAGGAAAAGGCGCUACGGUUUUGUAAGCGUUGGAAAACGCCACCCAGAUUGAAGAUUCUCGGAGCGGCAAUGGUGCAGAGCGAUAGCAAGCUGUCGGAGAUGAGAAAAAGUUCGACUCCGAUCAAGGCCGCCGCUCGGCGGCUGUUUGCGAACCGUUCGUUCGAUGGCAGGCUGGAAGAGGAACAAGACGGCGCACAGGAGCAACGUAACAACAAUAACACGCUCGUCGAUUCAAGCCUGGACGAAAGCCUGGAGCAGUUGGAAAAAUUAAUCCCCGACGACAACGGCAAUCACUUACGAAUGUCUGUUCCGUAUACGCCCAAUCGACUGUUCUUCUCGUACCGCAAUCAUCUAGCGAACGAUAGCAUCGAUACGGAAGAUUCGUACUGUGGCAAUGACGCGGACGCUGCCAACUUUAGCUACGUAUGCGAGGAAACGCAGACGACGUACGAGAAAGCGAACGUGACGGAGUCACCCUCGUUCAAGGAACGUUCCAUACGCAUCACAGACCCGACCAAAGGGCUCGAAACGGUCGGGCGUAUGUUGGCCGAGAAGGAGCAGGUCGGUUGGAAGGAGUACUGGAGCUUUUUGGGCACAUUCUGUAACAUCGCGGAUGAGACGGGUUUGACGAUGCUGGAGCAGUACCUAGCACAAAAGAAAAAACAGCAGGAGGGUGUGCUGGAAGCGGAAAGCAUAGCCGAAAGCGAUGGAAAUUCGACGUGCCAAAAGGAACGUUCGUUUAACGAGGUGAUGAACAUGAUUUGUGAAUCGACCCAAAAGAUGCACCUCAAUAUGGCCGAUGAGUUGCAAAGAACGGCCGUAUCUAACCCGUAUCGCUGCCUUUUGAAUUCAUUGCACGUCUUUGGCACACGUUUGGUAAAUAGUGUACUGAAACCGAUAACGAAGAGUUCCGACGAGUCUGUCGGUGAAACGUUCCAAGCCCAGAUCCGACAGCUGGAGAAGCUGCUGGAGAACUAUCGUAACGACGCGGCAUUUCGGAUGAUUAAUUUUUCCAAAGUACAUGCUCUAUUUUCGUACUUAAUCGUUGCGAAUGUGCCACAGAACCGUAACGGAGAUGCGAAGUCGUCCAACAUGUGGAAACCUUUGCUGCGCAGCGAUUCGUUGAACGAAACCGCAAAAUGUGUCGCAAAGUUUCUGUUACAAUUUUCCGACAAUCCUUCGACGGUUGCUCCCUUUGACUUUGGCGAUGAAGCAGAGCGGAACUGGAAAACGCUCUGGGAGGAUAAUGCACACAUUCUGCCAUGCAACUGCCGCACCGAUGGACCGACGCACAUCGCUGGCAAAGGUAUACUGGAGCGAAUGAACAAACGGCGUGAAAAACGAGCGAUUCGCACACCGUCAUCGUCGGAAUCCGUGCCGACGAAUGUAGUGGUUGACUUCCACACAUAUCGCAGUGCCGGAACUGGGCGUGAACUUACACCGGAUGGAUCGUUCGAGGAGGAUGAACGAUACUAUAGCUGCAGUGAUUCGGAAAACGAGCAGGAAGACAUGUUCUUCACGCCACCAUCCAGCCCCAAGGUGGUGCGAAAGGAUCACAAUGGAAACAGUCCUGAGGCCGCGACACUGCUGCAGAAGCUGAACAGCGCUGGAACACCGGACGACGGAUUGAUGGACCAGAGUGUGGAGGAGGACAACGAGGGUUAUGCGGUGUUCAUUUCCGGGCCGUUGCCAACCCAGCCCGACACGGACGUUUGGAAUGUGUUGAAACUGAUCGACGUUGACCAGGCGUCCUAUCCGCACGUGUACGCCUGGAAGUGUGCGAUGGCUGAGUAUGAGUCGUAG
Molecule: messenger RNA, 2736 nt
Organism: Anopheles marshallii
Lineage: Eukaryota; Metazoa; Arthropoda; Insecta; Diptera; Culicidae
Product: ankyrin repeat and LEM domain-containing protein 2 homolog
Exons: 3
Coding region: 1-2736 (911 amino acids)
Biological process (GO): negative regulation of phosphorylation
Cellular component (GO): endoplasmic reticulum
Molecular function (GO): protein phosphatase 2A binding
Source: RefSeq, a predicted model, not a curated record